Penicillium diatomitis is the source of this 1875-nucleotide messenger RNA. RefSeq lists its product as uncharacterized. The transcript is spliced from 2 exons. Lineage: Eukaryota; Fungi; Ascomycota; Eurotiomycetes; Eurotiales; Aspergillaceae. The record is from RefSeq and is a predicted model, not a curated record. Bases 1 to 1875 code for a protein of 624 amino acids.
AUGUCCAUAACCAAAAGAGCUCUGGCUCAGCGAUGGCUGCCAGUAGACCAGUUUCCGUUGAGCAAGGAUAUGCAUUCGCAUAUCUUAAAGAAGCUCAAACGGAGAACAGUACUACAGACCAGUAUUGUUAGCGAGAAGCUUUGCGCUGAUGUCCUCCAUCGCGUCUCUCCGUACCUACGUCAAAGCCCUCCCAUCGACAUUCUCGAUCUUUGGCCCAAUGUUGGCCUCCUCUCUGCCGCAAUACACAAGUACUUGCGACCACGACGUCAUCUCCUCAUCGAGCCCGAUCUUCCAGUCUAUGAACCCUGGCUUCGGGAACUCGCGAAAAGCGAUUCGAGCUACAAGCUGAUUUCCGAGGAUAUAUACACCCGCCGUGACUGGGUUGACAUAUUCGACGAGCACCUUCCCGAGCAGGGUGUCGAUCAUCGAAUCGAAAAAGCAGGCAUAUCAUUACCCCGGAAUGACACUCUCCUUGUUUUGGCCAGCCCACCUGUUCCGGCCCAGAAGGCGGACCACUACACACCCCAACGAUGGUGGAGCGCAAUGAUGGAAAGUUGUAUGCAGCAAAGAGGCUUACACAGAUAUGGAAGUGUUCGCAUCCUGGCUUCAAUGCCGCCCAGCGAAGUGGAGGGUGUUCUUCCCCGAACAGUCGCAGAGCGUCGGAGACCCGCGCUGCUGACCGAGACAGUCGCUGCGCAAGCCUUUGAAGUCGCCAGCUGCUACGAAGAGGAGCACUCAUGGAUCACCAUCAAGCCUGUGGACGUGACCUUGAAGGGACGAGAGCGAGUCGAGGAGCGGGCCGCGGCACACCAGGUCUCCGUGCCUGCUGGUCGAAUGCCACCACCCGUGAAGCUUGCACCCGUUUGUCAGAAGCGCGAUCGGUCUGAUGUACCCCACUGUCCUCGCAUCUUUACUGAGCGUCACCAGACUCUACUUGAUGACAUCGAAGCCGGUGAUCAGGAGGAUUCCAAGGUCCCCAUUGUCAAGUCACCAGCCAAGACAGCGCGACAGAAAGCUCAGACCGCCCUGCAUAAGGAGAAUUCGAUCGCGCACAGCCGACAUGAACUGGCCAGUCUCGAGAUCGCGAUCGACAGGACCUCGCAAGCGCUCUCUCGAGCAGCUGCCGACCCAAGCCGCACGGCUGAAGAGUUGCAAUUGAUUGACGACAAGAUUGCAACGCAGAAGGCGGCGCUCGCCAAUCGCCUUGCGAGCUUGCAUCAUCGUUUAUACAAGAGUUGGGAUCGGCUCGUCGACGACUUUCGCACCAUGAAUGCGUCUGACAACUUUGAUGAUUCGGUCCUCACGUAUGACCGACGACCCUCGGAGCCGAUGCUGAUUGAUAAAUUCGAGCUGUUCCCGCGUGAGCCGCGCACCGUCAUUUACUUUGAGCCGGAGACCCAUCCUGAAUUCUUGCAGAAGAUCGGACCUCUGCCUGCGGACACACGACAACACGUGGAAAGCCUGUUCGAGGCACUCUCCUCCGUGUUCGGUCCUCGCAAUCACAUCACCGUUGGCGAGUUGUUCAAGAUUUUGUUCGUGGAUCGACCCACCAACGACAUCGUCGAGGCGAUACCGUCGCUGGCACGAUAUGCCAGGAAAAGACUCCGAGCGGGUUCCGGUCCCGUAGCUCUGCCCGACUCCCGUCGGGACCAAGAUCAAGACCCCGAGACCUAUUUCCAACCAAACCUCGACUACGACUUUACCGAUAUCCGUCUUCGUUGCAUCCCUGGGGCGGUGAUGUGGGAUAUUCUUCUCGAAUAUCAAAAGCAGGCGCCUACCGUGACGCCCACCCAGUUUAGCCGCAUGAUCGGAGGCACGUUGACCUCCUUCCGAGCAGGGCGUAAUCUCAUGGUGGUGCCCAAGCGCAUGCACUAG